GUUUGAUCGAGUUGACAAAUGGGGAGAAGGAAAUCAAGGGCUAAGCCACCCCCGAAGAAGCGAAUGGACAAGCUUGAUACCGUCUUCAGCUGCCCCUUCUGCAACCAUGGAACAAGUGUUGAAUGCCAAAUUGAUAUGAAGAACUUAAUUGGAGAGGCUUCUUGUUGGGUUUGCCAAGAGAGUUUCAGCACCACCAUAACAGCUUUAACUGAACCCAUAGACAUAUAUAGUGAAUGGAUUGACGAAUGCGAGCGGGUCAACAACCUUGAAGAUGAUGGUGCAACUAGGAAGCGGCUUAGACGUUCAUAAUUCUGGUUCUCUUCUAGAUGGGGAGAGCAAAAAUAGAGAGUAAUAAUGUGUGAUUAUUGUGUUAGCAUGCAUUGAGAGAACCUGGGAUUUCAAUUUGUUGGGAGUAUUAGGUUUGUU
Molecule: messenger RNA, 426 nt
Organism: Carya illinoinensis
Lineage: Eukaryota; Viridiplantae; Streptophyta; Magnoliopsida; Fagales; Juglandaceae
Product: transcription elongation factor 1 homolog
Exons: 4
Coding region: 19-309 (96 amino acids)
Biological process (GO): transcription elongation by RNA polymerase II
Cellular component (GO): transcription elongation factor complex
Molecular function (GO): RNA polymerase II complex binding
Source: RefSeq, a predicted model, not a curated record